AUGAAAGUCGACAUUGUCAAAAUACACGAGAUCUGGCCACAGUCCUACGAGAAGAUAUCACCACAGUCCGCGGCUUUACCAAUCUUGGACGCAUGGUAUGCCUACCGUCGCACAGUCCCAACGAUAUAUCUCUUCAAGAAGCCGAAGCAGCCGCCCCAAGACCUCGUCGCGCGCCUUGCUGCGAGUCUCUCCAAAACACUCGAUGUCUACCCACGAUUUGUUGGAACUUUGGAAACCGGCAAGACUUCAAGUUCGGAGCAACACGAGCAAGAGUACGAACGGACCACUGUCGAAUGGGGCAGUCCUAGCGACAAGGCGGUAGAGUUCAUUGAAGCGAGCACGAAGUCGCGCAUUCGCAGCCUGCUUCCACCGGCCGCUCUGAACGAAUCGACAUUCUUAUGGGACUACUCUCCCUCCUCCAUCCGGGCCCUGUUUCCAACUCCAUCUUCUCAGCCUUCUGGCAUCCAAAUCCAAUUCACGGCUUUCGCAUGCGGCGGAUUCAGUCUCGGCAUCGACUUUGAACAUGGCUUGGCUGAUGGUUAUACUGCGGCAAAGUUCCUGGGAAGCUGGUCGUCGACUUAUGGACAAAUGUUUCACAGCGAGAAGGCUGCGUCCGCGAACCGGCCCUCAUGGCAGCCGGACAUCUUCAACGAGCAACUCGCUAAGAUCGAUCUCGAAGAAGAAGGCCCCGCGCUCCUUGAGAAAGCUCGCACGCUUCCCACGCGCGGCCCAUAUCGCCGUACACUGAAGCCCAAUGAUGCAGAUGCCACGCAGGCCUCGGAUCCGGAAACCAUCUACAACUACCUCUUGCAUAUACCCGCCACGGAAGUCGAGCAUAAGCUCAGGGAACUACAAUCAAAAGGUUCAAUGCGUCUAACCGAUCAGGCAGUACUGAUUGGUUUCUUCUGGGGGUGCCUCAACCGUGCUCGCGGUCAAGUCCAACGACCGCCAGUCGACCUGCACCUAUCGAGUAGCUUCCGCUGGCUUCUAGGCGUACGCGACGGACUCCUGGGCUCACCAUACGUCAACGUAAUGAUCUCUCCCGACGCAGAGAGUAACCCAGCCAAAGCCACAGACCCCAUCAACCUGGCCAUGAAAGUCACAGAAACCCUCGGCCAGUAUGAUGACACCGCAAUGCAUGCGAUUACCUACGACGCGACGUUUAGAGAUAGCCCGUCGCGCACCUUUGCGUUCAAAGGUGGUGACGAACACCUUAUCUUCAGCUCUGUCGCUCAUUUGGGAUACGAGAAGUUCCACCUGGGACCGCUCAGCCCGUCAUUUUAUAUCCCGUCGUCUUCCAUACCCAAUCUGUUCGUCUUGACAGAGGCUGUGCCCAAUGGCGAGGCCGUUGGUAACGCUUGGUACAAGAAUGGGCUUAAUCUCUUCUUGAACGUGGGUGAGGAUGUCUUUGAGGCUUUCGCGUCUGAUCCGGCGUUGGGGGGCUGCGAAGUGUAUCAGGACGUUUGA
Messenger RNA from Alternaria ethzedia, 1467 nucleotides. RefSeq lists its product as uncharacterized. Gene Ontology annotation, molecular function: acyltransferase activity, transferring groups other than amino-acyl groups. The coding region runs from base 1 to 1467 and encodes 488 amino acids. Gene Ontology annotation, biological process: secondary metabolite biosynthetic process. The transcript has a single exon. The record is from RefSeq and is a predicted model, not a curated record. NCBI's taxonomy places the organism in Eukaryota, Fungi, Ascomycota, Dothideomycetes, Pleosporales, Pleosporaceae.